AUGGCAUCUGCUGAGAGGGUUACACUGGUGACAGUUGCAGUAGCUGUUUCAGCUGUAUUAAAUAUAGCUCCUCCACCAUUUUUUGUAUUCCCUCGCGUCCAUUGUAAGUCCCAUUUUGUUAGGGGUGGCCCUAUAGGAUGUGAUGGUGAUACUAAUCCGGCAGGCUGGAUGAAAGAAGAGAACUUUAUGAAGUACGCCAAGCAUUUCGUGAAACAUGUUAAACCUAGUAAAGAAAAACCUGUACUUUUGUUGUUGGAUAACCAUGACUCUCACUUAUCAAUUGAAGCUUGA
Molecule: messenger RNA, 291 nt
Organism: Acanthoscelides obtectus
Lineage: Eukaryota; Metazoa; Arthropoda; Insecta; Coleoptera; Chrysomelidae
Source: the annotation of a GenBank genome assembly